This is a messenger RNA of Heterocephalus glaber (naked mole-rat), 11337 nucleotides long. RefSeq lists its product as uncharacterized. The record is from RefSeq and is a predicted model, not a curated record. NCBI's taxonomy places the organism in Eukaryota, Metazoa, Chordata, Mammalia, Rodentia, Bathyergidae.
AGAUUUUUAUCUAGUGUCCCAAAACUAACAAGCAUCUUUAUCCAUUAACUCACAUUUAAUCACAGUGGGGCUGGAGAAAAGGAACAAAGGUUAUGCAGUCCCACACUGUGGCUCAGAAGGCCCCAGAAGGCUUGGGUGACGGGCGCUCAUUUGGGAGCCUCUUACCCCGCUGCCGCCAUAUCUCAAAUUUCUACUCUCAUUCGGUCUCCUUGUUUGUGCGGUUUGUGUGCGGUUUGCUAGGUGUCAUGGCAGGAACCGGCCGGCCGCCAAGACAGACUCGGAGACUUCAAAGGAACAGAAGCUGAAAAAGAUCUGGAAACGCACAGUUUCAGAGUCAGAAGAAAACUUCAAGAUGGAAUGGAGCAAAGAUAACCUGUCACGUAUUUCAGAACUCCCUGCGGGCUGGACCCAGGAAUGUAUGCUCCAGUCAAUGGGCAGGAGUCUUCAACAGAUCUUCCAACACGUGGAGAGUGCAAGAUUAAGUCUUAUGGAAUUGGAUUUGCCAGAAUCAAAGGAUGUGACUUCUUCCAACACCUCUCUUCUUAAGGCUCAGGAGGCUGUUCCACCCUGUUGUGUCUGUGAGCAGGCAACAUAUUCCACUGAUCACAGCACCUCCUCUGGAUCAUCAAGAAACAGCUCCAGCCUCUCUUACCUUCCUGCCUUUAUUGAAGGGACAACUUGGCAAUUUUGGAGUGAUUGUUUGCCUGUUUCCCACAGAAAGCAACCAUCUGUGUUCAGGAACCAAGGCACAUCACUGCCUCAGGGUCUGAGAAACCAGAACAUAUUCAGUAUUUGGAAGCUCUUUCACACUUACCACCACCUAACUCUUCUGUUGACUCUGUUUGAACCCCCAAAUGUUUGCAAACAAGAAGAGAAAACAAAAAAUAAGAGAAGGAGCAGGAAUCAUUUGUUAUUAGAUUAUGGGCCAAAUUCUGUUUUGAGUGAAAGACCACGACUUCCAGGGUGGGCCCUGGCCCGGCUGUCUCCUUUGGCUAGAGGGGAGCUAGACGGACAUUUGUCUUCAAAUGUUUCUAGUUCUGUGCAGAAAUCAUGGGCAAUGAUAAAACAUCUUAGUACAGAGCAAAGUGUUGUAGAUCUUCCAGAAGAAAGAAUUCAGCAGCCUAGUACACAAGUGACUAAUAUGGAGCUGACCCCAAGGCUUCCUUAUAAAGUCAAAGAUAACAUAAAGAUAACUCCAUUGGCAUUACUUCAGGUCAUGGCUUCAAUGAUGAUGAUCCCACAAUCACAUUUAGAAGUGACAAAAUCUGUGACUUUGUUCCCACAUGCACCAAAUCAAGCUGUAAAGCCAAUGGCAGUCAUGGAAACAAUGCAUGUAACUCCUAAACCACCAAAUCAAAUAACUGAAUCAGUGGAAGUGACUCCAAAGACUCAGCAACAAGUUGUAGAAUGAAACAGGAUGGCCUCAAGACUAAAUAAAGUCAUAGAUAAUGUGAAGAUAACUCCUGCAGCAUUGCUUCAAGUCAUGGAUUCUAAAAGAAUGAUUAAUGAAUCAUAUCCAUGUAACACAGACCCACUAGGAAUGACCCCAAGGCCACAAUAUCAAGCCACAGAGUCUGUGGAGAUUAAUUCAUUGUUGGAUCAGCAAGCUAUUAGACCAGGAAAGAUGAGUCCAAUGCCACAACACACAGUCAUGGAAACUGUGGAAAUGGCCCCAGGGCCAAAGCACAAAGUCAUGGAAUCAGUGAGUACAACGUCAGUAUCACAAAGUCAAUCCAUGGAACAAGUAAAGAUUGCUUUACACCUAAUACAUCAAAACACAGAAUCACUGGAAAUGAUCUCAAUACCAUUACAUCAGGUCAUUGAUUACAUGAAAGUAACUCCAGUGGCACUAUUACAAACCAUAAGUUUCAUGGAGAUUCCAUCAGCACAGUCACAUGAUAUAGAAUCUGGGGGUUUGAUCUCAGGUUCACAGUCUCAAAUUGCAAAUUUGACCCCAAGGCCAACUCAGACAGAUGGUUUGAUGACUUCUAUCUCUUCUACUGCUAUUGCUCCACAGUUACCAUGUGCAAAUCAUUCUGAGUUGACCAGGGGGCAACCGUCACAAGGUAUGAAAUACUCUGAAUUGAUCCAAGAGCCAGAGCUGGAAGAUAUAAAACCUGGGGAGCAUAUCCCAGUCUCAAGGCUUCAAGGUUUAAAAUCUGGGAAGCUGAUCUCAGAACCACAGCCAGAAGAUAUGACAUCUGUGGAGCUAACCCUAAGGACACAUUUGGGAGGUAGGAAAUCUAUGAAGUUAACACCAAAGCCAGAGCCAGGAGAAGUCAAAUCUAUGGUGUUAAGUCCAGGGCCACAGACAAGAGGCAUAAAAGCUGGGGAUCUGGCCCCAGGUUCAGGGCCUCAAGGUUUACAAUCUGAGUUGAUGCCUUUAGGAUCACAGUUGAAAGAUAAGAAAUCUGUGUUCUUAACUCCAGGACCAAGUCUAGAAGGUAUGAAAUCUAUGGAGUUAACCUCAAGUCCCCAGCUACAAGGUUUAAAAUCUGUGGAGGUGACUCCAGGUUCAAGAAUUCAAGAUUUGAAAACUGAAGAGUUAGUCUCAGGUACAAAGAUUCAAGAUACGAAAGUUACUGAAUUGAAACUUGGGCCAAAGAUGCAAGGUGGGGAUUCUGUGGCUUUUCCACCAGAUCCAUUGGUUCAAGUUGUUAAGUCCAAGGAGGUUCUUCAAAGGUCUGAACUGCAGAGUAUGAAACCUGAGGAACUCAUUUCAGAGCCACAAACGCAAGAUAUGAAACUUGUGACUGUUACUCCAUUAAUUGAGCUGCAAAAUUUAAAAUCUGUAAAGGAUACUCCAGAUUCACAGCUGCAAUGUGAAAAAUCUGUGAAAUUGGACCUAAGGCUAAAGAGUCAGGAGACAAAAUCUGUGAAUGUAACCAGAAGACAAGGGUUUCAAGAAGUAAAAUCUGUGGAUUUAGACCCAAAGCAACGCUUUCAAGGGGUGACACCAGUGAGUUUAACUCUUGAUCCUGGACAGGAUGGCCAGGUAUUUGUAAACUUACCAGGAUGGAAACGUGAAUAUAGAACAACUGAAGAAAGGAUUUGAGUCAGACAGUAUAAUGUCUUUGGAGUUCAUUCCAGAGCCCAAAUCAAAAGAUAUAAAAUCUGUACAACUCAAUUCCAAAAUACAGUUGAAAAAUAUGAAACCAUUUGAAUUCGCUCCAGGACCAGAUAUUCAAGAUGUAAGAGCUAAAGCAUUCAAAUAUGGACCACAGUUGCAAAGUAGGAAAUCUCCCAAGUUGACCCCAGGACCACAGCUUCAAGACAUGAAAACUAUGAAGUUAAACAAAGAGCCACAGAUCAGAAGUAUGAAAACUAUUCAGUGGAUGUCAAGGGCUGAGUUCCAAGGAGUGACCUCUGUAGGGCUAAAUGUUGGAUCAAAAUCUCAAGGUUUUAUAUCUGAAAAAGUGAAAUCUUCCAUACAGUCUGGAGAUGUGAAGUCAUCUGAAUUGACUUUAGGACCUAAACUUCCAGGAGCAAAAUCUACAAAGUUUAAUCCUAAGUCACAGUUAGAGUGUGUGAAAACCCCUGAAUUGCUCCCAGGACAGUGGCUACAAAACAGGAAAACUUUUGCAUCAACCUCAGAGCCACACCUUGAAGGUGUGGAAACUGUGGAAUUAAACAAAGAGCCACAGCUUGGAAACAGGAAAUCUCUACAGUGGAUACCAGGACCUGAGUUCCAAGGUGUGAAAUCUACAGCAUUAAAUCUGAAGACACAAUCUCAAUGUGUCAAACCUACAGGGUUUAAAUCUUUCAUACAGCUGGGAAGUGUGAAGUCAUCUGAAUUGACUCUAGGGCCAAAAAAUCAAGGUAAAAAAUCUAUGAAAUUCGACCUUGGGCCACAGAAACAGUGUGGGAAAACCUCCAAGUUGUUCCUAGGGUCCAAGCUACAAAAAGGGAAAAAAUUUGGGUCAACCUCAGAGCCACAGCUUCAAGAAAGGAAAUCUGCAGAGAUCUACCCAGGGCCACAGCUUGGAAGUAUGAAGACUAUUGAGUGGAUACCAGGACCACAGUUCCAAGUUAUAAAAUCCGCGCCACAAUCUCAAGGUGUCACAGCUGUAGAGUUGAAACCUUCAGAACAACUGAGAGAUGUGAAGACAUCUGAAUUGUCUCCAAGGUCAAAGCGCCAAUGUAUACAAUCUCUGGCAUCACUCCAGGAAUAUCAGCUUCACGGGGGUUCAAACCCACUGAUUUGAAAUCUGGGCCAGAGUUCAGAAGUAUGAAAUCCUAUGACCCAACUUCAAGGCCAAAGCUCUGUGAUGUAAUAUCCAUGGUAUUCAACCCACAGCUUCAUUUGCAAAAUGUGAAAUCACUGGAGUUGACCCCACGACUACAGCUACAAGUGAAACUCUUAGAGUCAUCCCCAGAUACAGAGCUUCAGGGUAUGUUUAUGCAAGAGCCACAGCUUCAAGGAGUGAAACCGAGCAUUUUAAGCCAAGCACCACAAUUACAAAAUGAUAAAAUUGUAGAGUUCAACUCUCUACUACACUUGAAAAGUAUGAAAUCACCUGAAUUGGCUCUUCAGACAAAGCCUCAAGGUAUGAACUCUGAGGAGUUCAACUCUGGGCCCCAGUGGCAAAGUACAAAAUGUUCUAACUUGAGACCUGAGACAAAGUUCCAAUAUAAAAAAUGUAUUCAGUUAAGCCCCAGCUCACAGUCAAAAGGUACACCAUUUUCUGAUUUGACCAUGGAAAACAAGAUUCAAGGUGUCAAGUCUACAGACUUCAAAACUCAGUCACAGUUUGAAGGUGUAAAAUCUUCUGAGUCAACAUGUAGGACAAAGCUUCAAGAAACAAAACUGAUGGAAUUCAACUCAGGUCCACAGUUGCAAGAUGUGAAAUCUUCUAGGUUGAUCAUGGGUAUAAAGCUUCAAGAUACAAAAUCUAUGGAUUUCAGUUCUGAACCACACUUACAAGGUGUGAAAUAUGUAGAAAUGAAAUCUAGUCCAAAGUUAACAGGAGAGAAAUCUGAUUUGAUCCUGGGGAAGGAGUUUCCAGGUAUGAAAUCUGGACAACACUUUAAAAGUAUAAAAGCUUUUGAAGUGGCACCAGGGACAAAACUUCAAGAUUUCAACUUUGGACCACAAAUUCAAAGCCAAAAAUCUGAGUUGGUUCAAGGGACAAAGCUUCAAGAUGUGAAAUCUGUAGAAUUCAACCAUGGUCCAAAGUUACAAGAUGCAACAUCGGCUUUAAUACCAAAGACAAAGCUUGAAAGUGGGGAAUCUGCAGAAUUCAACUCAGACCCCCAGUUGCAAGAUGUGAAAUAUUCUAAGCUAAUCCCAGAGACAAAGUUUAAAUAUAUAAAAUCUAUAGAGUUUGGUUCUAGACUAUACUUUCAGGGUGUGAAAUCUCACAUAAUCCCAGAAACAAAACUUCAAAAAGAGAAAUUUGUGGGAGUUAUGCCUCAGUUACUACAGCAAGAUGUGAAAUCUUUUGAGGUGACUCUAAGUAAGAUACAAGAUAGAAAAUCUUUGAGGUCCAAGUCUGCUCCACCAUUUCAAAACAGGAAAUUUUCUAUGUUGAUACCACAAAUAUAUGAUGAAAGUAUGCAAUCUGUAGAAUUCAACCCAGGCAUCAAGUUCCAAGGUGUGAAAUGUGAGUCUAUAAACCAUCCAACAGUGAACUAUACAGGGGUCAGUGAUGGCUCUGAAAAGUCUUCCAAGUUGAAACCUACGACAGAGUUUUAAGAUAUAAAAUCUAAGGUCCGCUGCCUUGGACCACAUUUGCAAGGUAUAAACUCUUCUGCAUCCAUUCCAGGACUAAAACCUCAAUGUGUAAAUUCUACUGGGUGCAACCCUGAGCCACACUUGAAGGGUGUGGAUUCUUCUGCAUGCACUCCAGGGCCAAAACUUCAGUGUAUGAAUUCUACUGGGUGCAACUCUGAGCCACAUUUGCAAGGUGUGAAUUCUUCUGCAUGCAUUCCAGGUCCAAAACCUCAGUGUGUAAAUUCUACUGGGUGCAACCCUGGACCACAUUUACAAGGUGUGAAUUCCUCUGCAUCUUCUUCAGAGUUAAAACCUUAGUGUGUAAAGUGUACUGGGUGCAACCCUGGGCCACAUUUGCAGUGUGUGAAACCUUCUGGAUUAACUCCAGCUUCAAAACUUCAAGAAAUGAAAUCUUGUAAGCUGAAUUCAAGAACAAAAUUCAAAGCAAUACAUCUAUAAUGGUCAACUCUGGACCACACUUGCAAGGUAUGAAAUCUUCUGAGUUAACCCCAGGGACAAAGUUUCAAGGGGUCCAAUUUUCAGAGAGCCAGCUUCAGUGGAAGCAGCAAGUUGUACAACCUGUGUUCACUUUAGGGCCUCCAUUAAAUGGUGUGAAAUCUGUGGUAGUUUUACCAGAUCCACUGCUUAAAGAUGUAAAGUGUGAGGGGAUGAGCAGCCCGUCAUUACUUUCUGCUGCAGACUCUGUAAAACUGAUUUCAGGCUCUGAAGUGCAGGAUUUAAAAUGUGAGAUGUUUGCACCAGAGUUAAAUUUUCAAAAUUUGCAAUCUGUGGAGCUGAGGACAGGAUCCCAACAGCAAGAUAUAAAUAGCCAAGAGUUGAAUGUAGGAUGGCAAGGUGUGACAUCAGUAGUGUUGGGACCAGAGCCAACUAGAAAUCUCCUACCAGGACCAGCACUAAGUAGUGUCAAAUUUUCAAAUUUGUUUCCAGAAACACAGCAACAAGGUAUAAAUUCUUUGGAGUUUACUUCAGAGCCAAAGUUCCAAAGCAUAAAACAUGUGGAAUUAUCUUCAUUACCUCUAUAGCAAGUUGCCACAUCUGUGGAGUUAGCACCAAGGCCACUGCCUCAAAAAGUGCAAUUUGCAAAUCAAUCUCUGAGAACAAGUUCUCAAAAUACAGAAUCCUCUGAAAUAAUUCCUAGAACAGGGCAUCACUUUGUAGAAUAUAAAGAGAUGACCCCCAAACCAAGGCACCAAGUCCCUGAAUAUGUGAAUUUGAUUUCAAUACCAAUAUAUCAAGCCACAGAAUCUUCGGAAAUGACAGAAGGGUUGGCAGAUAAAGGCCCAGAAAGUAUAGAGAAAUCUGUGGGGCUGACCCCAAAGCCAACAGGCAAACCCAUGGAAUCUGCAAGGAUGCCGCUGCAAUUAGAUCUUCAAGUACCAGAAUUUGUUGAUCUGACUUCAGUGCUAAGUGAUCAAGGGUCAAAAUCAGAAUCAAUCACAAGAAAAAACCACAAAACUCCAGCAACACUGGAAUUGUUCUCUCAAUUAUGGCCCCAACUGAAAGAUUUGGGGGGGGGGGUUAUACAUAAAGCCACUGUAGCAAGUUACAGAAUCUGAAGAGAAGGCCCCAGAGCACAAACAUCAUGUUACAGAAGGUACAAGGUUUACCUGUGAUGCAAAGCUGUAAGAGAAGGAAUUUCUUGGAAUGACCUCAGAGCCAGUAAGUCAAGCCACUGGAUAUACAGAGAAAUAUCCAAAGCUCUGUCCUCAAGCCAUAGAAUCCAUGGGAAUAAUUUCUGAGAAAAGAUUGCAAAAGGAAGAAUCUAUAAUACUGAUACCAAAGCCAUUAUAUCAUUUCCCAGACUCUGCUUCAGGAAUGACACCAGGGCUAGGCCCUCAAGUUCCUGGAUGUGUAGGGUUGACUUCUCAGGAACCUAUGGAAUUGACUCCAAAGUCACAAGAUUAUGAGAGAGCUUCAGGAAAAACUUUAAGGUUAGGAUAUCAAGUGCCAGAAUCUGUAAGUUUGACCUUUAACCAAUGGCUGCAGAUAGAAGAAUCUUUCAAGUUGCCCCCAAAACAAAAAAGUCAAAGUGUGAAGACAGAAUCUGCCAUAGGAUCAGGGAUUGAAGUAACAGAUUGUUUAGGUUUAUAUCCAAAAUCUUCAAAUUCUUCUUUAUAAUCAAAUCUUCAAGAAUUGGUAAAGCCUGUAGAAUUAACCCCAACUCCAAAUAUUCAAGUAAAAUUUGCAGAAUUACCCUCACAACAAACAUUUUCAUUUGAGGAACCUAGAGUAGUGACUCCUGAGCAAAGGCUUCAGCUUGUAAAAUCCAUAGGGAUAACAAAAGAACCUCCUAAGGUCAUGAAAUAUGAGGAUUUGAAUCAAGAACAGGUGUACCAGAAUGAGGACUCUGAGGAAUUAACAUCAGGAGAAGAGUUACAAAUUAAGAAUUAUUUCUCUAGAUUCCCUCACAACCCUUCAACCCCAUUCCAAGUUCUGUUAAAACAUAUGAAUUAGGAGAACUUCAGGAUUCUGAGAUGUCAAAAGAAUUGAGAGCUAUGGAUAUGAAAACCUUUGGAACAGAUAUUUUGCAACAUCAAGAGUCCUACAUAGACCCUUUUAUGAUACACUCUUCAGCCCUUCCCUUGGCUCUUCAUACUCAACCCUCUGAUAAGACAAUGAACACUGUGGAAACCUCACAUCCUGAGAUCCCGGGAGUGGCUAUUGUAUCUAAGGAAAGAACUACAAGGAAGCAGAUGGAGGAAUUAAGAGGACUCACUGCAGAAGUAUUUCCAACAUCCACUGCAAAGCUGGAGAUCACCACCUGGGACCUCUCAGGCAGGAUUAGGGCCUCAAAGAAGCCCUAUUCAAUCUUUCUUGGGGAGACAAUAGAAUGUCUGGGAGAGACAUGCCGACAGGCAGAGACUACCUAGAAAAUAUCUCUCCACUAUGCUAAUGCUGGGGAAUGUCUUAGGGACCACUAUAGAAAGGAACCUUUGUUCUUGAACAUGUUUAGCAAAAAGAGCCACUGAAGAUGUCUGUCAAUGUGUUCAGAAUUUAUUUGGGGUUCCAGCUGAACUGAUGGAAUUUUCCAAGACCCUGCCAGAGAAGGGUCCAGAUACUGUUUCAAAGCCUCCAGUUUUCAAAAACUACAUUCAGAGGCAUGCUUUAUGCCAUGGUUAUGAAACAAAGAAAGGGGUUAAGGGUGUGGACACGUGGCUUCACAUCUUGCAUAAUAUAUCAAUACUCUGGGACCAGACUGAGAAUAAAGAAAAGAAACUCAAAGCUCUGUGAUAAGUCCCAGGAAGCCACUGAGUACAUGCCAGUUUCAUGUGUAGGGGGCCAGCUUCCUAUCCAAGUAGAGUCAGAAACUUCCCAUGGGAUAUUUCACAAUAAGGAAGAUGAAUCACUCUCUGAUUCAGAGACAGUGACUUUUGGGCCCCUUUACUUCCAAAGACCAAGUUAUUCUCAGGCCAAGAAUGACUCCUCAGAACAGUUCCGCCUACUACAAGAUCUGGAGCAAAAAGUUGCAGCGAAACUCAUAAGGAGUCAAAUACAUCCUAAUGUGCCUCCACCUCUAACUUCAGGUCUUGUCUUAAAAUAUCCCUUCUGCCUACAGUGUGGCCGAUGUUCAGAAUUUACUUGCAAUCAUAAAUUACAACUACUCCUGCAUCUUAUCUUCUUAUCUAUUCACAGCUCCACCUUGUGAGGACUCCUGAAGGCCAUGGUAAGGUUUGGGUGCAUCUUGGCUUUAGGUUGCGAACUGAGAAAAGACCUCAAGUCUCAAAGUAUCAAGGAAGAGACAGACACACCAUACCAAGAAGUCCUAUAUCACCAUCACAAAAGAAAGCUAAAAUCUAUUCUCCAGCUUCCAAGAGUGUUGGUCCCACAGUAGAUUUUCAGUCUGGAUCUUCCCACUCUCCUGAUCCUUCCCAAGUCCACAUCAGGAGAAAGCAAUGGAGCAAUCUUGAAUCAGUCAGCAAGACAGAAAUUGGAGCGUCUGAGCACCAUGAGUUCCCUAAAGUUCACUCCCUGUCAGAGAGUGAUUCUGAAAGCAAUCACAAUGAGAAAUGCACUAAAGUGAGAACAAAAGAGACCUCUGAUUCAAAAGAUCCAAUGAAAAGAAUCACAAAGGGAUUUAGAUCACAAAACACAAUACAAAGUACUUCUAGGGAAUUACCAGCCCCUUUAAGGAGGAAGAGGAUUGGAGCAUCUCAGACAAGUACUGCUUCUUUAAAAAGACAACCUAAGAAAUCCUCGGAUCUCAAGUUCAUGGAACUGCUUUUUCAAGGCCUAAAGGAAGUAUUCCAAACAGCACACAGUAUUAUGCCUUUUGUCGGACAGAAGAAGCCUGAAGAUAGGACAAAGCUAGAAAAUUUGUCAUCAAGUAAAAACUACAAUUUACAACAAAAAUCUAAGGACUACAAGAGGAUGCCAAUUGUCAUGCAAAGGCCAACAAAUCCAAUCACUAAUCAGGAGGACAUAUUUUGGGGAGGGCCAGACCAAUGCAGAUUAGCUCAUCAGCCAAAAAGAGCUAGCUCUUCCCAUCCCAGACCUUGACAACUGCCCAAGCUCACAGCUUCCCAAAGAGGAAUUACUUUCCACACUACCUCAGUCAUGCAGCCUUUGGGUACAAUUCAAAAUGUCAGUAGCAGCAGCACAAAGAAAAACUUCCACAGAGAUGAAAUCUCUAGCCAAGAGUCUGAGAACUUGCCCACACCAGGAACCAGAUUUCAGGCUCAACCGAGAAAUCUGCCUGGUGCCCUUCGGAAGAGAACCUCCAAGAGUCAUCUCAAAGAGAAGCACACACACAAGGUGCAAAAGCACCACAGCUCCUCCAGGGACAGAACCCGACAAAAAUCCCUCUGAGAGGAGCCAGUGCGCACCCUCUCAGGGACACCAUCAAAGUCUCUCUGAGAAAACUCUCCGCAGUCCCUUGGAGGGAAGUCGUCCCAGUUCCUCAGAGAGGUGACGCCGCACGCCCUCGGAGAGGAGACUUCGCAGUCCCUCACAGAGGAGAGGUCACAGUCCCUCGGAGAGGAGAGGUCACAGUGGCUCAGAGAGGAGCCGUUGCAGUGCCUCAGAGAGAAGCCACGGCUCCUCUGGGACAACCACCACUCACCAUCUGUCUGGGAGGAAAGGCCAUAGUUCUGGGACAACCCGUCGCAGUCCCUCGGAGAGAACGCAUCCCAGUACCGCUGAGAGAACCCAGCCACUCGGAGAGGAGCCAACGCAGUCGCGCUGAGAAAACUCAUCACAACCCCCCUGAGGAGAGGCUCAAAGACAGUUCCCCUAAGGAGAGGCCCAGACAUAGUCUGCCUAAAGAGUUCAAGAGUUACUCAAACGUGUCUCCUAGGGACACCACUGAAAAAUUCAAAAGCAGGGCAGAUUACAGAUGUCUCCCUCAACCCUUUAUCUAGCUCUCCUUUCCUAGCUUUUUUCCUCCACAGCCAUUGCCUUCAAUUCCCGCCUCGACAAUGAAAGAACCUUGACACCUCUUUACCUGUGGGGAGGGGAGCGAGCAUGAGUCUGUAAUUUUUUUUUUUUUUUUUUUUUUUGGUACCGGGGAUGGAACUCGGGUCCUUGCGCUUGCGCAGCAGGUGGCGAAACCAUUGAGUUAAAUCCCCGGCCCUGUAAUUUCUAAUAUCAAUAAAGGGAAUAAUUGA